AGAGAUGAAGGGAACAUUUCAUCAAGAAACUGACGCAUCAAGACACAUCCGACUCAAAAGUCAAUAGCAAAACUUCACCGAGCAUAUGUAUGUGCUCAUACACAUACUUAUUUUAAAAUAUAUUUUUUCACUUUGAUUAAAUACUUGACUUGUACGGAGUGUUCAAAAUGGCCUGCUGUGGAUUCACCUGCUGUCCCAAGUUCAACCCUUUCUACGUGGGUCCGUAUCCGGAUUGCGCUUGUGGCCCGUGUCCUUACGGGUGCUAUUCGGGAUUCACCCCGUGUGGCUGGGGUUGCUGCAAUGGAUGCUGUGGCUGAGGCACAACUGGAAUCCGCUUUGAACACUGCAUAAAACUCAAGGAAUAAGUCAAGGGAAAUGAGAGGAGAAUGUUUGCUUACUGAAGACUUUGUCAAUAGAAAUAAAUCAUAACAUGCUUAACAAACCCUAAA
This is a messenger RNA of Drosophila ananassae, 449 nucleotides long. RefSeq lists its product as uncharacterized. The record is from RefSeq and is a predicted model, not a curated record. Bases 168 to 317 code for a protein of 49 amino acids. Lineage: Eukaryota; Metazoa; Arthropoda; Insecta; Diptera; Drosophilidae. The transcript is spliced from 2 exons.